UCACCCUUCCGGCUCCGGUCGGCUGUGCAUAGUUGGCUGUUUAUUGUUUGCGCGUCAAUCAACUAGCGGGAAGAAAGAGGAGCCACCUACACGGAGCAAGAUGAGGGAGGGCACCGCGAACUGCGUCGACAUCCUCAUCGCCAUCAUCCUCCCACCGCUCGGCGUCUUCCUCAAGUUCGGCUGCAAGGUCGAGUUCUGGCUCUGCCUCUUGCUGACCUUCCUCGGCUACCUUCCGGGGAUCAUCUACGCGAUCUACGCCAUCACCAAGCAGUAAAAGGAACCAUGCAGGAUCACCAGGAUGUGAAGUUCUCACUUGUGUCGUUUGGAGAUCAAUUGUCAGUUGUUAAGCCAUUACUGAGCUUUCUUGCUUCGUGUCCAUCAUAUCGAUCCGUCUGAACAUUUGUGGAUCUUGAUUAUGUUGCAGUAAUUCGUGUGAAAAAUCUCUCUUUUGCUGGCAAUUCGUUGUUUCGUAUGUAGUUCGCGCACUUUACAUGGAGAAAGCAAUAAAAUAUGUAUAUUGCUUGCUGA
This is a messenger RNA of Phragmites australis (common reed), 528 nucleotides long. Its product is annotated as hydrophobic protein LTI6B-like. The transcript has 3 exons. The record is from RefSeq and is a predicted model, not a curated record. Gene Ontology annotation, cellular component: membrane. Bases 101 to 274 code for a protein of 57 amino acids. NCBI's taxonomy places the organism in Eukaryota, Viridiplantae, Streptophyta, Magnoliopsida, Poales, Poaceae.